Cyprinodon tularosa is the source of this 2171-nucleotide messenger RNA. Its product is annotated as alpha-1,3-mannosyl-glycoprotein 4-beta-N-acetylglucosaminyltransferase C-like. Gene Ontology annotation, biological process: protein N-linked glycosylation. NCBI's taxonomy places the organism in Eukaryota, Metazoa, Chordata, Actinopteri, Cyprinodontiformes, Cyprinodontidae. The coding region runs from base 527 to 1966 and encodes 479 amino acids. The record is from RefSeq and is a predicted model, not a curated record. Gene Ontology annotation, molecular function: acetylglucosaminyltransferase activity. The transcript has 6 exons.
GUGUGUGUGUGUGGGAGGGUGGAGGAUCAAAGCAAAGGGAUGAGACAGAGGAGGGAAGGCAAGGAUGGGAGACAGCAUCACUGCAGCGAAAGCUCCCUGCCUGCCUUUGCAGAGACUGUUUACGCUGAGAGCCGGUUAUCCCCCCUCCACCACCUCCUGCCUGUGUGAGUCAUGUGAGUGAUUUAGUGUAGGUGAAAGGAGCGGAGCAGCAACAGAAAGCCAGUCUUGUUGGUGCGUCUUCUUGCUGAGCAGAUUGCGACAUACAGGGAGCGAGGAAUCCAUGCCAACCCCGAAGGAACAGAAAAAAACCCCUCUCCAUCAAACCACAUUCAGUCUCUUCACGUCAGCAGACAGCCGCUCACCAGCAGAGAACAGCAGCGGUUCAGGAAUCAGAACUGGCUCAGCAGAGGGCAGAAAGAAAACUCGGAUGAAAAGGUCCAGCUAGAACAAAACCAGGAGCUAUUUCAUUUGAUCGACAGGCAGAGAGUGCAAUUGGAGGUACCAGCAACAGCAGUGAGAGCUGAUCAUGAGGCUCCUGUGGAAGUCCUUCGACAAAAUGAGGUGUUUAAGGAAGCGAGCCAUGCUCCCCGUCCUCACCUUCCUACUCACCUCCCUGCUCUUUUUCAACCUUUACCUGGAUGAUGGUUACGUGUUGGAAGGUGAAAAAAGACAGCUGGGAGAGACGAUUCAUCCUUCAAGCUCUGACAGAUAUAUGCACACGUUUAAAGAUUUGUCCAAUUUCUCUGGGAGUAUCAAUGUGACGUAUCGCUAUCUUGCUGGAAUUCCUUUGUCAAGAAAAAAGUAUCUCACGAUUGGCUUGGCAUCCGUCAAAAGGAAGAAGGGAAGCUACCUUCUGGAAACCAUCAAAUCCAUCUUUGACCAAUCAAGCUAUGAGGAGCUGAAGGAGAUUGUGGUUGUGGUCCAUCUUGCAGACUUUGAUCUGGUCUGGUGUGAGAAUGUGGUUCAGGAAAUCACCAGGAAGUUUGCUCACCACAUUAUAGCGGGACGGCUGUUGGUCAUCCAGGCCCCAGAGGAGUUCUACCCCUCUCUGGACGGCUUAAAGAGGAACUACAAUGACCCGGACGACAGAGUCCGUUUCCGUUCCAAGCAGAACGUGGACUAUGCUUUCCUCCUGAACUUCUGCACAAACCUGUCGCACUUCUACAUGAUGUUGGAGGACGACGUGCGCUGCUCCAGGAACUUUCUGACAGCGCUGAAGAAGGUGAUCACCUCCAGAGAAGGCUCCUACUGGGUGAUGAUGGAGUUCUCUAAGCUGGGCUACAUCGGUAAGCUCUACCACUCCAGAGACCUGCCUCGCCUGGCUCAUUUUCUCCUCAUGUUCUACCAGGAAAUGCCUUGUGAUUGGCUUCUCAUCCACUUCAGGGGACUGCUGGCUCAAAAGGAUGUGAUUCGCUUCAAACCCUCGCUCUUCCAGCACAUGGGUUAUUACUCCUCCUAUAAAGGAGUGGAGAACAAACUGAAGGACGAUGACUUUGAGGAAGACUCGAUUGACAUUCCUGACAACCCCCCUGCUAGUAUUUACACAAACAUAAACGUCUUUGAGAACUAUGACGCAACCAAAGCCUACAGCAGUAUAGCUGACGAGUAUUUCUGGGGGAAACCUCCGUGCACUGGAGACUUCUUCAUUGUAAUCUUCAACAAAUCGACAAAAAUUAGCAGAAUUAAAAUUGUGACGGGCACGGAGGAUCGUCAAAACGACAUCCUUCACCACGGAGCUCUGGAAGUAGGCCAGAAGUCUGUAGAGACCAAACAGGGAAGACAAUGUACAUCAUAUAUCACACUGGGGGAGUUUAAAGUUGGCAACAUUGAGGUCAACGGCGUGGACCAUAAGAUUGGCUUUGACAUUGAGUGUGUCAGAAUAGUUGUCACAGCUAGUCAGAAAGAAUGGCUCAUCAUAAGAACUAUCAGCCUCUGGACCUCACAGCCUGUUGGUCAGUUAAAGUAGGAGCGCUAAAUUCUUCAGUUUUUUUUUUUUUGUUUGUUUGUUUUUUUUUUGUCUGUAUGUUUUGACAGUGUGACUUUAUUUUCGGACUAUUGGAGUACAUUUGAAUCGAUCCAUAUUUUUUUGGAUUGCUCAAAGAUCUGUAUAACAAUGGUGAUGUAUCAGAAACAAAAUUACUGUGUACAUAAAAGAUUUCUACUACAAUGUC